AUGGAUAAAACCGUCAAAUUAAACAAUGUCUUCCUCCAUUCUACUCUGUUUCUACUCUCUUUUAUUUUCUCUCUCUUCCUUACCACAACGGCCGCCGGAACGCCGGCGAAUCCGUUCCGCCCACGCGCCGUCGUACUUCCGGUUACCAAAGACCCAUCCACCGGCCAAUACCUAACCACCAUCUUCCAACGAACCCCACUCAAGCCCGUCAAACUCACCGUCGACAUCGGCGGCAAAGCCCUCUGGGUCGCCUGCGACCGCCGUGAGUACGCCAGCACCACCUACGCCCCCGCCCUAUGCGGCUCGCCGCCGUGCGCCGUCGCGAAGUCCAAAUCCUGCGACAACUGCUUCGACGGUCCCCGGCCCGGCUGCAACAACAACACGUGCUCCAGUAUUGUGUACAACACCGUCGAGAGAUCCGCCCAGAACGGUGAGCUGGCGACCGACGUUUUCGUCGUACAAUCCACCACCGGGUCGAAUCCGGGUCGGGUCGUCCGGAUCCGAAACAUGCUUUUCUCAUGCGGGUCGCUGUUUCUCGGUGAGAAACUAGCCGUUGGGGUUAAAGGUAUAGCCGGUUUCGGCCGGAGUGCCACGUCACUCACUUCACUAUUAUCCACGUCAUUAGGAAUUAAUAAAAAAUUCGCAAUAUGUUUGAGCUCUUCAAAGGGGGUUAUGUUUAUCGGAAGUGGGCCCUACACAAUGAUGCCACGUGUACAAAUUUCAAAUCGACUCGUGUACACCCCGCUCCUGGUCAACCCGGUGACCACCGUCCAUCCGAUCUUCCACGACUUCCCAGACAAAUCCUGGCCGUCGAUGGAGUACUUCAUCGACAUCGAGUCCGUUAAAAUUAACGGCGAACCCGUGCCGUUAAGUCCGAGUCUGUUAAAAAUCGACGCCAAGGGCAACGGCGGAACGAAGAUCUCCACGGUGGCGCCGUACACCGUCCUCCACACGUCGAUCUACAACGCCGUCGUUAAGGCGUUCACGAAGUCUCUGUCGAAGGUGCCUAGGGUUGCGGCGGUGGCGCCGUUCGUCGGCGGGCCGUGCUACAAGGCGGCGAGCCUCGGCAGCACGCGGCUGGGGGCGGCGGUGCCGGCGAUUGAGCUAGGGCUGAGGAACAACGUGACGUGGACGAUGUUCGGGAGGAAUUCGAUGGUGUACGUGAACAACAGCGAGGUGGUGUGCCUGGGGUUUGUGGAUGGAGGGAAGAAACCUAGGACCGCCAUUGUUGUCGGCGGGCACCAGCUUGAGGAUAACUUGUUGGAGUUCGAUGUUGAAAGAAAUAGGUUUGGUUUCAGUUCUACGUUGUUGGGGCUUCAAACAACGUGUGCCAACUUCAAUUUUACUUCUGUUUAAUUAAUUAAAUCCAGCUUCAGAGUUAGUUUAAUUUGUUAAUUAGUGAUAAUCUGCUAAUUAAGUUUGUUCUGUUUGAUUUCUUGUCAUGAUGUAGUAGUAAUACUCUGUUUGUUGUGUGUAAUAUACUAAUAUUAUGUAGAAUGUACACAUAGUUGACGGUGUAAUCUAGUGCCCUAAUGAAUCUUGUAUUUUAAUUUUUUU
This is a messenger RNA of Erythranthe guttata (spotted monkey flower), 1557 nucleotides long. The record is from RefSeq and is a predicted model, not a curated record. NCBI's taxonomy places the organism in Eukaryota, Viridiplantae, Streptophyta, Magnoliopsida, Lamiales, Phrymaceae.